Gigantopelta aegis is the source of this 725-nucleotide messenger RNA. RefSeq lists its product as uncharacterized. NCBI's taxonomy places the organism in Eukaryota, Metazoa, Mollusca, Gastropoda, Neomphalida, Peltospiridae. The record is from RefSeq and is a predicted model, not a curated record. The annotation marks the transcript as partial. The transcript is spliced from 5 exons.
GAUAGCUUUCCGGAAUAUGGCGUCAAUGUUUGUGGUGUUAAGUGGGUGGAAUUUAUUUGUUGUAACGUUUCUAUUGAACACUGAUGUUUGCCAAGGCAUUGCAAAUACAACUAUUGAUUGUACAAGUGGUGGAAGACCUGGAGAGAGUACAACAAUAAACUGCAAAAUAACCGGCACUAUAGUUAGUGGAAUCAGAUGGAUCCGACCUAAUGAUGGAUCACCACAACAGGUCAUAAUAUGCAACACUGCAAACACGAUAUGUGAUCCAUCUGGGGGAAUAACUGGCUACAGUAGUCUUGUGAUAUCACCUACACAGAAUGUUCUUGCCAUACAAUCUUUUAAUACUACAACAGAUGUUGGAGAAUGGUCUUGCCUUGAUGGACCAACAGGAGCUGGUUCAUUUGUAUGUAACAUGACUGUCAAAAGUCCAAAACCCUGUGACUGGUGUAUCGGACUUUCUGUUGUGAUUUCCAUCCUGAUUGCUGUUGGAAUUGGUCUUAUUAUUGGUAUUUUCCUGGUCAGUGGUGCAUUCUUGAAGAAGAUCAUAGUAGCAGUGGGUGGAAUUCUUCUGAUCAUGGCCAUUGUUGUUGCAGUCCUACUGGGCAUCCAGACAGAUGCUGACCUAGGUACUGGAGCAUAUCUUGCAGCAGCUGUGUUGUGUGGCUUUGGUUUUGUGGUUGGCAUUAUCUUGGUUGCAGUUGGAGUGUGGCAGAUUCACAAAACUG